GCGUUCAGCUGACGUCAACUGUCAGCUGCCAACAUGGCUAAGAAAAGUGAAAAUGAAAUAGUUCGCGUUAUUUUAUUAUGUAUAUUAUGGUAUUUAGUUAGUUCUAGUAAUAAUGUAGUAGGCAAGACGCUACUCAACGAAUUCCCCUAUCCAAUGACAGUAACUAUGGUACAAUUGGUGUCGAUAACGUUAUACAGUAGCCCAGUGUUAAGAUGGAUGGGAGUGAGAAGAACAGCUGAUAUUAGUUGGAGUUAUUACAAGAAAAUCAUUAUUCCUCUCGCUUUUGGAAAAUUUGUUGCAUCAGUGUUUUCACAUGUUAGUAUAUGGAGAGUGCCAGUCUCCUAUGCUCAUACAGUAAAAGCUACAAUGCCUCUAUUCACUGUUGUGCUUGCGAGAAUGUUGUUUGGAGAAAAGCAGACAACUAAGGUAUAUUUUGCAUUAGUUCCAAUCAUCUUGGGAGUAGCCAUUGCCACCAUAACAGAGAUCUCUUUUGACAUGCUGGGGCUUGUGGCUGCCCUCAUGGCAACAGGAGGCUUCUCACUCCAAAACUUAUUUUCUAAAAAGGUAUUGACUGACACGGGUAUACAUCAUUUAAGGCUCCUUCACCUGCUUGGAUGCUUGGCACUCUUCAUGUUCCUUCCUGUCUGGGUAUUUACUGAUGGUCACAGCAUUUUUUAUGAUGAUACUCUGCUGCUAAGAAGAGACCCUGGAGAGACUAUCAUCCUGCUCUUGGUGGAUGGUGGCCUUAAUUGGUUGCAGAAUUUUGUGGCCUUUACCAUCCUAAAUUAUGUCACGCCACUCACAUAUGCAGUUGCCAAUGCCACCAAACGAAUCUCUGUCAUAGUAAUUUCACUACUACUGCUGAGGAAUCCAAUCUCACUUGCAAAUAUUGUUGGCAUGUUCCUGGCUAUUUUAGGAGUCCUGGGCUAUAAUAAGGCCAAAUAUGAUGCAAAUCAAAUGAAGAAGAAGGCAGCUGUUGCACCACUAAGCCAGGUGAUGAGCACCAAGCUUCUUCAGGGUUCUGCUGAUAAUGGUGGGCAAACUUUUAAGAAUCUCUACUCUCCACUGUAUAAUGGGAACCCCUUACAAGCUCCCCCUUUCCAUCCAGCAUAUGUUUUCAAUCAUAUUGGGUCAGCUGGGCUGGGUCCCUAUCCCAGGAUGCCAAAUGGUAUUGCAGAAGUCUCCCACCAAAGUAGUGUUUCUCUUGCAGGCGCUCAGAAUGGUUAUGUUAACAAUAGUAUCAAUGCCAGUUUACAUAGUACCUUUACUGGACAUAAUACACGAUCAAAUGGAAUAAUAUAUAAGGUAUAAAUUUUCAGAAAAGUAGUUAAUGAAAAUUUUCUAUUUUUUUACAUGACUGUUAGUUAAUCCAGGAAAGUUUAGAUAGUAUAGGUGAAAUAAAAUAUUUCUGUUAACACAUACAGUAGUGUACAGAUUAUUGGUGAUGGUGUGUUUUGGAUAUUGAUGUUCAGAAAUUUCCAAUUUGGUGCCUUUAGUAGUUUUCUACCAUCUAAAAUAUUUAUCGAAGCUACUUAAGUUAUGGGUCAUUGUAGUUUGUUAUAUUUUAAAAGAUCCAGUAUUCAUUUUUUUAUUACCUAUAUAUUAUUAGUACUGUACUGUUAUUGGUUGAGUUUUAUUGUUUGUAAAAUGUAUGAUUGCUAGUAUUAGACUGCUCUUAGAAAUAAAUUGGAGACUUUUUA
This is a messenger RNA of Homarus americanus (American lobster), 1700 nucleotides long. Its product is annotated as solute carrier family 35 member E1 homolog. Gene Ontology annotation, molecular function: antiporter activity. The coding region runs from base 34 to 1311 and encodes 425 amino acids. Gene Ontology annotation, cellular component: Golgi apparatus. The record is from RefSeq and is a predicted model, not a curated record. NCBI's taxonomy places the organism in Eukaryota, Metazoa, Arthropoda, Malacostraca, Decapoda, Nephropidae. The transcript has 6 exons.